Molecule: messenger RNA, 3966 nt
Organism: Tetrahymena thermophila SB210
Lineage: Eukaryota; Ciliophora; Oligohymenophorea; Hymenostomatida; Tetrahymenidae
Product: Serine/Threonine kinase domain protein
Exons: 7
Biological process (GO): protein phosphorylation
Molecular function (GO): ATP binding; protein kinase activity
Source: RefSeq, a predicted model, not a curated record
AUGAAUUAAAAUCUCUAGUAGCAAGAUUAGCAAUAUACUAUGUAUGAUUUUAGAGGUGGAAUUGAGGAAUAUGAUAAUUUAGUUAAAUUAGGUCAGGGAUCUUAUGGAGUAGUUUAUAAAGGAAGAAAAAAAUCAGAUGGAAAAACAUAUGUUAUUAAGGAAAUUAAUAUGAAGUUUAUGGAUUAAAAGCAGAAAUAGGAUGCGGUCAAUGAAGGAAACUUACUAAAGCAUUUAGAAAGCCCUUAUGUAGUCAAAUAUUAUGAUAUGUUUAUAGAAUAAAAUGAUCUCUACAUUGUUAUGGAAUUUUGUGAGAAUGGAGAUCUUUUGCAAUAUAUUAAAAAGCAAAAAAAUCAGUUCAUAAAUGAAAAUAAAAUAUGGCUUUUCUUUCUACAAAUGCUUCUUGGUUUGCAUAGCAUUCACCAGCAAAAAGUGCUUCAUAGAGACUUCAAAACGAUGAAUAUAUUCUUAACUAAAAAUAGUACUGAAAUACGUAUUGGAGAUUUGGGUGUUGCCAAAUACCUUGGCGAUACCAACAACUUAGCCAAAACUAUGGUUGGUACUCCUUAUUAUCUUUCACCAGAAAUAUGCGAAGAAAAACCAUACAACGAAAAAAGCGAUAUUUGGUCUUUAGGUUGCAUUUUGUAUGAGCUUUGUACUUUCAAGCACCCCUUUGAAGCUUCUAAUUAAGGAGCACUGGUUAUAAAAAUUUUAAAAAAUAAAGUAGAACCACUACCUAGCAUGUACAGUAGAGAAUUAUAAUCAAUAAUUAGUCUUUUACUAACUAAAGAUCAUCAAAAAAGACCUGACACGACUACUCUUUUGUCAAACUCAAUAAUCGUUGAUAAAUUAAAUCUUCUAAAACUACCUUAUCCUUUAGACGCUGAUAAGAAGCAUAAGAGAGUAUCAUCUAUGAGUAUUGAAGUACCAAAAUCUAAAGAGACAUUUAGUUAAGCUAAAUAAGAGAAGGCAAGCAGAUCUCCAAAUGGAAGAAGAAUGAAUAAUUAAAUACAUGCAACUAACCAUAGCAUAGAUUAAAAUGCUAGAGUAGGAAGCAUCAGCAAUUUAAAUGAGAAUAAAGAAGAGAAACAUAUUAUUAGCUUACAAUUUUAGAGUACUUUACCAAGUAAUGUAGACAAAUAAUUUAUGUAAGAAAUAUUUAAAAAACGCAGUUAAGGCAUUAUUUAGGCAAAGGGAGCUAGAAAUAAAUCAGAAAAGAGUGACAAACAUCAAAAUAAUUAGGCAGCAGUACCUGAUAAAUAUAAUUCUCCAUCUAUCCCUCACAAAGUCUUUUAACUUAGUAAUAAAAAUUCAGAUUAUGACCAGAAUAGUAUAGAAAAUGCGAAAUAAUCUUCAUUUUAGAACCUUUCAAACCCAAAGAACUUAGCUAAAGAGUAACAAGCAAAAUUAGAAUCUAUUAUCUAGAACUAAAGGAAUAUUUUUUUCUAACCACUGUAAAGUGAUGAUGAUAAUCUUAAGCUACCAUAAAAUCAGAAAAUGAUUAAAAAAAAUAGCAGCAUGUUCACAAACUAUUCAUAAAAAAAGGAAAAGUAUAUUAGUGAAAAAUCGCCAUCUCCCUAAGCAAAUAGAGAAGAUAAAGAUAAAAAAAGUUAAAUAUAAAGUGUAAAUGACUAUUUAGAUUAAAUCAUUCUUUAGAAUUAAAGAUCUGGCAUUUACAACGAUUAAGUUAUUUAUAAUUCUAAGCAAAAUCAAAAUUUUUCAUCUGCAAAUAGCAAUAAUAGCAAUAACAAUAAUAAUAAUAAUAAUUCGCCAAACUAGUUUAUGGGAAAGAAAUAUUUUACUCCAAAGAUAAAAAGUGUGAGACAAACUUCAAUUAAUUAACAUGAACAAUUAGAUAAAUUGUAAAACGAAUAAAUUAUUUAAAAAAAUAAUUCUAUAAGUUAUCAAUCCUAGUCUUCAAAGAAUAUCAACUUACCUAACCCAUCACCUGUUAAUGCAAGAGGCAAAAAAAAUUUAAACUUAAUAGACAAGUUAUAAAACGAAAAGCUUUUCGAUCCUUCUAACUAAGAACAAAUGAAAUAGAUCAAUAUUUUUGCAUAGAAUAAUCAGAUUAAUUAAAUUGGAGGAAUAGAUCACAAUUAAAUAUAAUACAUAUAAGAUAAGCUUAGUGAAAGCUAAACUUAUUUUAAUAAUUUAUAAAACUAUAAUACAAAACUUCCAGAAAUUCAAUCAACAUCUAACUUAUCUACUCGUCCUAAAAGUAAUGUUAAUAUCAUGGAUGUAUUUUCUCAGAAAAAUAAUUAAAAUUUUUAACUAUUUGCUAGAAAUAAAAUAUCUCAAUAGCUGCAGGUCUAACCUUCAGCUUAGUUUUAAUUUUAAUAGCAAUACACUUCUCGUAAAAACAGCAGCAAGAAUUCAAAUUAGCAAAAUAACUUUAAUAAUAGUAUUUUCACAAAUUCUAGUUGCAUUUAGUUGAAUAACUAAUACUAAACAAUGAAUAACUAGCAGUAAAAGAAUACAAUAUAUUUAGAUUCUCCAGGUAUGAUUAAAGGAGAUCCUGCAAUUCAAUAGUAAAUGCAUCAAAAAUAAUUAGAUUUUAAGAUGUAAGAAGAUUAAAUUUUUUAGCUACCUUCUAAUCCUGUAAACCUAAAGAAAAGCUAAAGAAAUAUUGAUUAAGAAAAUAUAUCUAGCUCUUAAUUUGAAAAACCGAAAAGGAAAACUCACAGAACACAUACUGUUUCUGAGAGUAAACAAAAAAAGAACAAUAAAUCAUUUUAAUUUGAUGAAAAUAUUCAAGUUUCAACUUAUUCACCGUAAGAAAAUGUUUAAAUUAUGCAGUCUUAACAUUAGAUAAAAGAUUUCGAAAAAAAUUAAUAUAACUCCAACCCUAACAGAUACUCUAAAUAUUCAAUGAUUGAGACAACGAUAGACACAUAGAUGAGCAUGAAAGAAUUAAAUGAAGAAAUGGCUGACAUGUAAUAAAAGUAUUUCAAAGAUAGAUAUAGCUUAGAGUAAAAGCUGCAAAAAAAGAAUAUUUUUAUGAGCUCUACAACAAAAAGCAGUCAAAACAGUACACAGAUUGGUACUGAUGAAAAGCAAUUAAAUAGAUUAAAUGGAGAUUAUAAAAGGCAAGAAGGUCCUGCAUUAAACUAAUACAAUUCAAUAGAUUCUGCUCCUGGAUUUUUCAAAUCAGACGAAGACUAAAUGAAUGAUAAUUAUAGUUCUAUAUAUUCAGAUAAAAAGUAAUAUAACGGACUAAGUACAAUGCUUAAUUAAAAUGAAAUUAAAAAAUAUUAAAACACGCCUACUUUACCAAAGAUAAAACAGUAAUUACCCAUUUCUAGAAAUCAAUACUCAUAAAAUAUAAAUUUAUAGAAUAUGAAUAAUUAUAACCAACACAUAUAAAGUUAUUAAACAAGUAAUACAAAUAGCAGUCUUAUAGGCAGUCAGAAAAAUCAAUAUAAUAAUAAAUUUUAUAACAAAGACAUACUCGAGUUAAAUUAAAUGUUCGAAUAAGAAUCUAAUAAAAUUAAUUCACAGUUAAACUCAUAGUAAAACAUAAACCUAAGAGAAUAAAUAUAUAAUCAUCCUUAAAAUAACAACAAUAUAAAUUAUAACAAUGAAAUGUAACAAAAUUUAAUAAAACAAUAUGAUAUAAGUUAAAAUAAUAGAAAGAGGGGAACCUCUUCUGCAGCAAAAAGACUAGAAGUGCUUGAGAGUGAAAUUAUUGAUUUAUAAUCUUAAAUUGCAAAUAGAUAAAAAAUGCUUAAUCAGCAAUUAGGAAUCAAUUAAUUUUCUGAUUUGUACCAAAUUCUUAAAUAAAAAAUCAAAAAUAUUUAGGACUUGGAGCAGUGCAACAUGAAAGAAAUAGAUUCUAUAAUAAAUAGUUGCAUACAAAACUGCAACUCAAAGACGAUGAGCAACAUUUAUUCACUUUUAAAGCUCCACAUAAAGCUAGAAAAAGCUCAGUAAGAAUAUGAUACCUUAAAGUGGCCAAAAAAUUAUUGA